Setaria italica (foxtail millet) is the source of this 1538-nucleotide messenger RNA. RefSeq lists its product as uncharacterized. The transcript is spliced from 7 exons. NCBI's taxonomy places the organism in Eukaryota, Viridiplantae, Streptophyta, Magnoliopsida, Poales, Poaceae. The record is from RefSeq and is a predicted model, not a curated record. Bases 33 to 1028 code for a protein of 331 amino acids.
CUAAUGAAGUGCAAAGUCAGCAACCAAAUCCAAUGGCCACUGAUUCUCCUGCAGGAGAUUCUGGUUCUUUGUCAGUAGCUAGUAAUGACAAUAAGGUGUCUCGUGAAGACAUUGAACUUGUCCAGAAUUUGAUAGAGCGCUGUCUACAGAUGUACAUGAACAAAGGAGAAGUUGUUAGGACUCUUUCUACUCGUGCAAGAAUAGAACCUGGCUUCACUACUCUAGUAUGGCAGAAACUCGAAGAAGAGAACUCUGAGUUCUUUAGGGCUUACUAUACAAGGUUGAAAUUGAAAAGGCAGAUCAUCUUGUUCAAUCAUUUAUUGCAACACCAAUACAAUUUAAUGAAAUAUUCAUCACCUCCAAAUGUUCCAUUGGCUCCAAUACAAAAUGGGACUCACCACGUGCCAGUUAGCAAUUUACCAAUGGGGUAUCCAGUACUGCAACAGCCUAUUAUGCCUGCUCCAGGCCAACCUCACAUGGAUCCAAUGGCCUGUGGUCUCUCCAGUGAUCAUGUAGUGAAUGGAAUCCCUGCACCAGGUGGUUAUCAUCCAAUUCGCAUGGACUCCGGAAAUGACAUGGUUGUGGACAAUGGUGUGCCUGAAACACCGCAUGCUGGUGCUACCGGCAGUGCUAUGUCAUCUGAGAUGGCUGUGAGUCCCUCAUCAGUGGCGUCAAGCAACCAUGCUCCUUUUACGCCAUCGGAGAUACCAGGGAUGAGCAUGGAUGUAUCAACCCUAGAUUCGACGUUUGGAUCUGAUGUAGGGAAUCCUGGACUGCUGCAAUUAGGACCUGAUGGCUCGUCAAGAGACUCCAUCAGAUCCUUCGGGCAGCUCUGGAAUUUCAGCCUUUCUGAUCUAACAACAGAUUUGACGAGCUUGGGAGAUUUGGAAGCACUUGAGAACUACGCUGGUACCCCUUUCCUGCCUUCGGACUCUGACAUAUUACUUGAUUCCCCAGAUCAGGAUGACAUAGUUGAGUAUUUUACCGAUGCCAUCAACGGAUCUCAAUCAGAUGAAGAGAAACCAUAGUGAAACUAGUUCAAUAGCCCUGUUCAGGUUCAGAAAGGACUGCCAUCUCUCAUGUAGUAGUGUAAAUUUGCUGGGGUGCCGCGGCAAAUCUGUGUGUAACACCCCCCCCCCACCCCACCCACCCCACCCCCACCCCAUCCCAGGUGGGGUAAUUCUGUAAUUAGCCUUUGCCACUAGAGAACUUUGUAGUGAUCAAAAUCCUAAUUCUUUGGAAUAUAAACAGUUGGUUACUUGGUUAGUGUAGCCUUGGCCCUUGGCCAAUUGGCCAGAUGAAAGUUGCUGACCGCGAAUGGUGGAUAAAAAGUUUACAGUUGGUGACUCAGACCUUACCCCAUGAAUUCCCUGUAUUUGCUACAGAAGUAAACAGUUGGUACGGGUAGGGAUGGAUAUGGAUGUAUGUAAAUCCGAAUUAUCCGUAUUCGUAUCCGCCUAAAACGUUAAUAUGGAUAUCCGUAUUUGUAUUCGAUUUUAAUAUGAAUGUCAAAUGGAUAUAUCCGAAUUUGAUUUCAA